Messenger RNA from Solea solea (common sole), 2119 nucleotides. RefSeq lists its product as uncharacterized. The transcript has 2 exons. The record is from RefSeq and is a predicted model, not a curated record. Gene Ontology annotation, molecular function: catalytic activity. NCBI's taxonomy places the organism in Eukaryota, Metazoa, Chordata, Actinopteri, Pleuronectiformes, Soleidae. Bases 96 to 2015 code for a protein of 639 amino acids.
UCAGGAAGACAAAGACAAAGGAGUCUAAACCGGAGUCUAACAAGGAGGCUAACGGGGCUAAGUACCUGUCUGCAAGUGUUUUCGACCUUUCACAUAUGUGUCUUUUUUCCAUUCCUGUUCAUGUCUCUUCUCAUAGAUACUACAAACCUCACAAUCACUCACAGCAUCACCGUAACCUGUCCUCACUUAUCUAUCCCACCCGCUCCACACACAUCCAACACCUUGUCGCAGGGGGGCUGUGGAACUGCCAGUCAGCUACCCGCAAGACUGAGUUCAUUUCCGGCUUUGCUACUGAGCAAUGCCUGGACUUCCUUGCUCUCACUGAGACUUGGAUAACACCCUCCAACACAGCCACCCCUGCAGCUCUCUCCUCCGCCCACUCCUUCUCCCACACACCCAGAUCUACUGGAAGAGGUGGUGGGACAGGUCUGCUCAUCAACCCCAACUGGACUUUCACUCUUUACCCACUGCCACACUUCUCUUCACAGUCGUUUGAAUUUCAUGCUGUAACUGUAACUCACCCAGUCAAACUAAUCAUUAUUGUCAUCUACCGUCCACCAGGCCCAUUAGGACACUUCUUGGAGGAACUAGAUGUCCUCCUCUCAAACGUCCCAGAAAAUGGCCCACCACUUGUUCUUCUUGGUGACUUCAACAUCCAGUCAGAGAAGUCAUCCGAUCUACUAUUUCUACUUUCGUCUCUUUCUCUCUCACUUGCUCCUUCUCCACCAACUCACAAAGCUGGCAACCACCUUGACCUCAUCUUCACCAGAAACUGCUCCACCUCCGACCUCACGGUAACUCCACUUCAUGUCUCUGAUCAUUUCUUCAUUUCCUACUCUCUCCCACUCUCCCAAUCUGAUGAUCUCAUCUCAUCAGAUACUGCACUUGUCCGUCGCAACAUUCGCUCUCUCUCUCCCUCCUCUCUCUCCUCAACUGUUCUAUCAGCACUUCCUUCAGCUGACUCCUUCUCCCUCAUGCAUCCCAACUCUGCCACAGACACAUUCCUCUGUACUCUGUCCUCCUCUCUUGAAUCUCUCUGUCCUCUUACUUCACGGCGGGUUCGUAAGUCCUCCCCAGCCCCGUGGUUGUCGGACUCAGUGCGUACUGAGAGAGCCACGAUACGGGCAGCAGAAAGGAAAUGGAGGAAAUCAAAACUCCCUGACAACCUGCUUUCUUAUCACUCUCUUCUCUCCACCCUCACUGCCUCUAUCUCUGCAGCCAAACAAUCUUUCUAUCAGACUAAAAUUCAAUCCUCUUUCUCUAACCCCAAAAAACUUUUCUCGAACUUCUCUAACCUCCUUGAUCCCCCCACCCCCCUCCUCCCUCCUCCCUUCAACCAAUUCACUUUAACUAUCACCCUCCACAACUCUGUGGUAACUCCGUCUCAUACCGCAAGGAACCUGGGUGUGACACUUGAUGACCAUCUCUCCCUCACUGCCAACAUUGCUGCAACAGCUCGAUCUUGCAGAUACAUGUUGUACAACAUCAGAAGGAUACGGCCUCUUCUAACCCAGAAGGCGGCACAGGUUCUGGUCCAGGCUCUUGUCAUCUCACGCUUGGAUUACUGCAACUCCCUCCUGGCUGGUCUCCCUGCGUGUGCCAUACGACCCCUGCAACUCAUCCAGAAUGCAGCAGCUCGACUGGUCUUCAACUUACCAAAAUUCUCCCACACUACACCUCUCCUCCGCUCCCUUCACUGGCUUCCUGUAGCUGCUCGCAUCCGCUUCAAGACUCUAGUGCUUGCGUUCCAUGCUACAAACGGAUCCGGUCCAGCCUACAUCCAGGACAUGAUCAAAACCUACACCCCAGCCCGCCCACUUCGCUCUGCAUCGGCAAACCGGCUCGCUGCCCCCUCACUGAGAGGAUCGCAGAGGCAUUUACAGAACUCGAGACUGUUCACUGUCCUCGCUCCCAAAUGGUGGAACAAGCUCCCCAUCGACAUCCGGACAGCGGAAAGCCUCCACAUCUUCCGCCGCCGACUAAAAACACAUUUCUUCCGACUCUACCUCGACUAAGACGAUAACGACGACGACAAAAAAAAAAAAAAAUAUAUAUAUAUAUAUAUAUAUCGCACUUAUGACUAGCACUUCAUAGUUUGAUUUACUUGAAGCUCUUACUU